Molecule: messenger RNA, 2708 nt
Organism: Patella vulgata (common limpet)
Lineage: Eukaryota; Metazoa; Mollusca; Gastropoda; Patellidae
Exons: 9
Coding region: 95-1417 (440 amino acids)
Source: RefSeq, a predicted model, not a curated record
CAAGACAUAUGUACCGGUUUAUGAGAGAAUAACACGUUAUUGCUACAUAUCACCACAGAGUGCAAUGUGAAUCAGUUAAGUGGAAGGAACUGUUAUGGAUUCGCUUGCUUACCUUAUUAUAGUUGGGUUUAUGACCAUUAUUAUCAUUCUUGGCCUUAACAAGAUAUUUUAUGGAAAAUUAACACAAUCUAACAAGAAAACGGUUAUAAUCAUGUCACGGUAUCCAGUUGCAAAUAAAACUAAAACACGUCUAAUCCCAACGCUCGGAUCUCAAGGUGCUGCAGAAAUACAACAUUAUAUGACGGAGCACAUGUUAACAAGAAUGACCAAAUUAUGCCAGGGAAGAACAGAUAUCAGUAUUUGUGUUCAUUAUCAUGGCGGAGAACAGUGUCAAGUCGAAUACUGGUUAAAAAGAAGGUGCACUAGCCUUCCAUUGUCAUGGAAGAAACAAUCAGGAGGGACGUUAGGAGACCGCAUCAUUAACGCAGCUGAAUAUAACUUUGGAAAUGGAGAUGAAUGUGUAGUUUUAAUCGGUAGCGAUAUUCCUGGUAUUGAUAAGAAUAUCGUAUCUGACGUUAUUAAUACCUUGUCAUCGGGCACAUCUCAUGUUGUGAUUGGCCGAACUUAUGACGGUGGAUAUUAUUUGAUCGGUUUGUCAAGACAAUGUAGGCCUUUAUUAGAUAAAAUAUUUGUGGGUGUUGACUGGGGUACAGAUAAAGUAUUUCAACAACAGAGGCAAAUACUAUCAAAUCUUGGAAUUAAUCUACAUAUUCUCCCUCAAGUUUUAAAGGAUGUGGAUGAAGCCGGGGAUUUGCUGGUGUUUGAAAAGGAGACGGCCAUCAGUAGUCGUCAGCUGGUUUAUCCAACCUGUAGUAUAAUUAUUCCUGUAUUAAAUGAAGAACGCUCUAUACAGAAAACACUUAAUGGCAUCCUGCAUAGAUGUGGAGACCCCAGUUUGAUAGAAGAAAUAAUAUUAAGUGAUGGUGGCAGUACCGACAGUACCUUGCAGAUAGCAAAGAGGAUAGCUAAUCUUACUACUAUACCAAUUCAUAUUGUGCACAGCUGUCCGGGUAGAGGUUUUCAACUCAAUUCUGGAGCCAAACUUGCUAAGGGAAGUUUUUUGUUAUUCCUCCAUGCAGAUACGACACUUCCUGAUAACUUUUUUCAGUUAGCUAAGAGCUGUCUUAUGAUUCCAGGGAAUUACCUUGCGGCAUUCUCAUUCCAAUUAGAUUUACUGACGGAAGAGUAUAAGAGCAAACAGAAAGAAUUUUCAUGGUGGUUUUUAUGGCAACUGAGAUUUAUCGCUUAUUGCACAAAUAUCAGAUCAGCAAAACUAGGAUUUCAACCGAUGGACAUCUUGGCCCUUGCUGUAGAAAAUAUGAAAUUUAAGGAAGAAGAUGCAAAAUUAAUUGUGUAAUAUGAAAAUCUUAAAUGCAGUCAAGUUUAUCAAGUAGAUUAAAGAACUAGUAUAAACCUAUCAGCACAAUGUUUUAGCUGUUCAACUUUAAAAAAAGAUUCAUUUCAGUAUUAUACUGGCUUUCCUUAUGACUGUUUUUUAUAAGUUACCAUUUGAAUUUUCUAAGAAUAGUAGCAGCUUAGUUUUUCUCUAGACGAUCAACUUCUAUUAGUGCUAGGAGGGUAAUCUGAGCUCAACAGCUACAUGUAUAUACAAAUAACUAUUUACAUAUUAAAAGUUAAAUCUAGGAAAUCACUUCUUCCAAUACAAGUCUUCCUUCGAAAAUCCAGAUUGAAUUCAAUUUCUAUCAGUUUUAAGAUAUUCGAUUCGGUAAUUAAACCCGUUUUGUUGUAUGGUGCCGAAGUAUGGGACUAUGAAUAUAGGAAGGAAAUUGAUACUAUCCAUUCACAAUUUUGCAAAUUUGUUCUUCAAAUACAUAAGGGGGGUUGGAUGGCUGAAUGGUUAGCGUGUGCGCGCUGUAUCAUAAAGUCUGUCAUUGAGUCGACUGGCGUGGUUUCGAAUCCCCAGUUGUACGUGACAAGGAGUAGGGUCGCCUGUCCAACCUCGUGGGUUUUCUCCGGGUCCUCCCACUGCUAAAGACCCCUACGCGCAAGCGAAUUAUUGAAAUAAAAUUAAACCAUAUGUUAGUCCCGAAAUGACCUAGUUUGUGUCGAGUGGACGUUAAACCCCAUUUCUCUCUCUCUCUCAAAUACAUAAACUAGUUCCUGGGAAGGGACAAAAGGUGAAUGUGGUGUUUUGUAUAUGUUAUCAUUCAUAAAAUAUUACUGAAUAAAGCAUUAUUAUUAUUAUUAAAGAUACAUUCUGGUAGAUGGGAUAAAGAGCUGGCAGUUUUUACGAAAUAGUUAAAACUAGAUAAUGUAAAGGGAAUUUGCUAAAAAUUUCAGUCAAAUUGAUAUACUCUGAACCGAGAUUUUAGCGACUGAAUGUUCGGGCUAGCCUCGGCCAUCAUUACUAAAGUCGGUACGAUAAAAAAAACAUAGUCUCGAUUAUCCAUUUCAUGAUAAAAUCAUUUAAGUAAUGUCUAAUUAAGUAGAUAACAUUUCAGGCCUAAAGAAAGACCUGCAAUAGGUAGAUUUAUAUACAAAUAGUAUGAAAAGCAGACAGAAGAGGAUCUUGUAAAUAUACUUAAAGGAGCUAAAUCGCUAAUAUUUGGGAUCUAGAAAUUGACACAAAUGGGUCGCAACGCAUAUAAUAAUGUAAUAUAAAUGUAUAUAAACUGAUUUACAUUCAA